Vespa crabro (European hornet) is the source of this 981-nucleotide messenger RNA. RefSeq names its product zinc finger protein OZF-like. The record is from RefSeq and is a predicted model, not a curated record. Lineage: Eukaryota; Metazoa; Arthropoda; Insecta; Hymenoptera; Vespidae. Gene Ontology annotation, molecular function: DNA-binding transcription factor activity; RNA polymerase II cis-regulatory region sequence-specific DNA binding. Bases 1 to 981 code for a protein of 326 amino acids. The transcript has a single exon. Gene Ontology annotation, biological process: regulation of transcription by RNA polymerase II.
AUGAAAAAGAUAAAUGAAGAUGUAGAAGUAAGAGAAGAAGAAAAAGAAGAAAUGAGUAAGGAAAAUGUCGAGGAUCGUACGGUUACUUCGUUGGAGGAAUCAGAAAAACGUUAUUAUCAGUGUAACAUAUGUACUAAACGUUUCAAAUUGAAAAAUCUCUUCGAAGGACAUUUAGUUGCACAUAGUGAUGCUAGGCCUUAUCAGUGUGAUGUUUGUGGUAAAUCCUUUAAAAGAACUAACACUUUAGCGGUACAUAAAAGAAUACAUACGCGUGAAAGAAAUUAUGUUUGUGACGUUUGUGGUCGAGCUUUCGUCCAAGCCUCACAAUUGGCGACUCAUCAGAGACGACACUUCGAGAGGUAUACAAGAUAUUGUGAAAUAUGUAACAAGGGUUUCUUCACUAAUGCUGAAUUACAUGGUCAUAUGAACGUGAGGCAUGGUGCGAAGGAACACGUGUGCCAUUCCUGUGGCAAAUCCUUUCCCAAUAAUCAUACGUUGGUACGGCAUACGAAGGUACACGAUCCUAAUUUCAAGCCGGUUAAACAUCAGUGCGAAUUUUGUGGCAAGAUAUUUGCUUAUAAAAACUCUUUGGUCGUACACGUUAAGUCACAUACCGGGGAAAACAAAUACGAUUGUCAUCUUUGUGGUAAAUCAGUUUCAUCGAAGGGUUCACUUCAAGAUCAUCUUCGACUUCAUGGUGGUGAGAAAUUACUCGUUUGCGAUGUCUGCGGCAAAGCUUUUCAUAAAAGGACCACUCUCGUCGUUCACAAGAGAACUCAUACCGGAGAGAAGCCAUACUCUUGUGACACCUGUGGCAAAUCUUUCACUCAACAUUCCACCUUGGUUAUUCACAAGAGAUAUCAUACUGGACAGAGGCCCUAUCAGUGUAAUCUCUGCAACAAAUCUUUUGUCUCCAGGGCACUCUUGAAUGCUCACAAUAAGAUACACGUGGUCAACGUUAUGAUUGUUCAACCAACGUAA